This is a messenger RNA of Phymastichus coffea, 12627 nucleotides long. RefSeq names its product la-related protein 1B (gene larp). Gene Ontology annotation, cellular component: cytoplasmic stress granule; cytosol. Gene Ontology annotation, biological process: mRNA stabilization; positive regulation of translation. The coding region runs from base 1831 to 5961 and encodes 1376 amino acids. Gene Ontology annotation, molecular function: RNA cap binding. NCBI's taxonomy places the organism in Eukaryota, Metazoa, Arthropoda, Insecta, Hymenoptera, Eulophidae. The transcript is spliced from 17 exons. The record is from RefSeq and is a predicted model, not a curated record.
AAUAAUUUUAUAUGAUAACACUUUUUGAACGGAAUUCUGAUUCUAUGCGAAAAAUUUUAUUUAUUUAUUUUUCGAGCAUUGAAAAUCUGACUAAUUUUGGAUAUUUGUGGCGAUUAAAGUUUCAAUUCGCAUUUUUUACAAUUCGAUUUGUUUCAUAAUAAAUUUUGCAAUCAUUUGAAUAAACAUUAGAAUAUUAGAAGCAUAAUUUUAAAUUUUCGUCUACGUUUUUCGCUAAGCGCUCAGCAAAAUCGUAUCUGCUAUACAGCAUAUUGUCUCGAAGGGAUAAAAGGGCGGGUCAGGUACGGUAAUUAAGAGGCAUUAAGGUAAAGCAAUUACUACGCGCUGGGCUUGGGGAAAGUUAAUUAAGGUUCGCUAGACAAAAGUGCAAUUAAACUUAAGAAUUUAAAUAAGGGUUUAUUUUUCCUUUCAUUAUUAAUGUUCCACUGCUUUCACUUUUCACUCGUUUGUCUGCUGCCAUCCUCAUUUUCUCAGUUUCUGUUUGCUCUUUUGUAUGCAUCUAUUGUUCCUUUGAUUCGAGCUUAGACAAUUUCGAAAUAGAAAUUAACCCUGGCGCGCAACAUUACCACCCCCGUGGGAUCAUUACGCAGGCGCGCAUGGCUAUGCUAUCGUUUUUUUCUUUCUCGGCGACUGGUGCUGCUCUGUGUAGUCUUCCGGCUGAGUGUGAUUCCUGUGGCUGUACGGUGUGCGUGCGUGCGUGCGGGGAGGCAGAGGCCAGAGAGCAAGAAGAGCGAGAGCAACGAAUCAAAAAAACCGGAAGCGCGUUAUUUUUCGGUUUUUCAUCAACGCUCUCUCGCUCUCUUUGUUAACGUCUUAUAAUAAAGCGGCUUACAAACUACGUCGUUGCGUGCCCAAGCCGUCCCCUCCAUCUAUCUCUCCGCCAAGCCGAAAAUGUGCGUUUACGUAAUGAUCCGGUGCUCGUAAGUGCAGAAAAUUUGUGAUAAUUCGCAACAAUAAACAACGAACAUUGAAAGAGAUAGACAUUGACGUGAGACAGAGUUACCGUUGUCGUCACAUGUCCGAGUGCAGAUCCGUGUGGUUCUUAACUGCAUACAUAACCUCCGAUAUAAUAACCUAAAUCAUCCAAGCUCACUCAGCGGCGUACGGGGGGCGGUCAAGUACGCGGAGUCAAGAGAGAGAGGGGGCGAGAAAGAAAGAGAGAAAGCACGAGUGCUGAAAGAGCAAGAAUUGAGGGAGAGGGGAGAAAGAGGAGAGCUGCCCAUUACAAGGCAGUGUUGCUGUCUACAGCAGUGCUGUGUGAAACGUGCCUCGGCAGUCUGAAAAUUCUCGUCGACGAGUGCUGACUGAGGAACAAGAAAUACGUUUCCUACCCUCUUAUUGUCAGUGUGUUUAGUGGUGAAUAUCUGUGUUAAUUUAGCGCCCCCCUGGACGCGCAUUGUCAUCCAGGUGGAUUAUGGACGCUCAGUAUAAGAAUUGUCGUGGUUUCCUCUAAAAAGAUAGAAAAAAAAUUCAGUCCUAUUCGCAUCCCUAGCGAAAACGUAAGUACACUGAUCUACACAAGAACCUUCAAUUCAAGUGAGAGCACAUGCAAGCACGAGGCGCCGCUGGCAGACAUAACCUCAAUCUUAAUCAUCAUUGUGUCCGGUGUGCAACAUAGGUGCCGACGAAUGUGUUGAGCUGAUAGCUGAUCAAACGAGCUAUCUACAACCAGUAGAUACGGGCGAUAACAAAAGAAGAAGAAAUUCGCUUAAAGUACCAGCUAACAACACCGCGUGCAGAAACAACAGUAGUAAUAAAGCGUUUGCAACCAGGCCUCCUCGUCUCAAUAGUCUCCAAGAGAGGGAAUUCAAAAUGGCGACUAAGGUGGCGAGCGGCGUGCAGCAGCAAAAGCCUCAGGAGAGGGAGGACAAUCCAACCGGCAUCUCCUACGCCAGCGUGUUAAAUCCCAAGGCUGCCGCUGCCGCUGCCGCUGCCGCUGCCACUGCCACUGCCACUGCCACUACCUCCACUUCCGCGCCGACCGCGUCUUCGUCUACGGCCACGCAGCCUAAUUUGAGUUCUCACAAGGACAAUAACAAAGAAAAUAUUAGUGGACAAGUCUCUGCUUCACAGCAUCAUUCUGAGGCUAAAAACAAAUCAUAUAGGAAAGUCAGUCGUAGGUUUGAAAAUCAAAGACACAUUGCUCCAGAGCGUAGACUAUAUGGAAACUUUGUGCCGCAUAAUAAUACUACAGCAGCUCCUAUGGAAGCUUUACAUGUUGCAAAGCCAACAAAUUUACCUCGUUCCAAUGGAAACGUUAAAGUAGAAAAUGAGGAAGUUGUGAAGAAUGGUGAUCUCGGUAGUGAUGGGGAGUUUACACCCGUUGCAACAAAGGCUGCCAAGCGUAAGGAGAAAUUAAAAGAGCGUGAGUCUGCAGAUUGUCAUCCAUACAGACACAAAGACAAGCACAGGUUGCAUAGUCGUCUGGGAGAUAUUCAUGACAGACCACAUAAAGAAAGAGAUCAUGCAUAUAUUUCAAAAGAUGUCUGUAAGGAGAAAAAAGAUGAUAAAGAAAAGGAGAAGGAAAAAGAUGUGGAAGCGGUAGACGAAAUUGAACCACAGCCACCAGUCAAAUAUGUAGAAGCUCCUCUUCCAAUCGUCAAUCCAUGGACUAAAAGCAAGGGCAAGACUCCUCAAGCUGCAGCUCCUUCAGCACCUGCUGCUUGCAUGGCACCUACUAUUCCUUCAGCUCCUGACGUUACAGCAGUACCAGAGCCUGAAUUACCUGGUCCUAUAUCAUUGGAUAAAAUAAUGGAAAAAGAGAGGGAGAAAAAGGUAUUGCAGCCGCAGCAGGAGAAAAUAAAAAUAGAAAGUGGCGUUAGCAGCAGUCAACAGCCGACAGUGGUCAAAGCGCCAAAGGAUCGACGAAAGUUCAACCAAAAGGCAAGCGACUUUACGGAUAUUGGAGACUGGCCGACUUUGGGCGCUCAAGGAGAGAAAAAGCCAAGCGUGAACGGUCCUAAACAGAAUGGCGUCAUGGAGCAUCAAAACAAUUCGAAAGAAGGCAACGUCGGUGCCACCGAAACCAAAGGGAAGGAGAAUAAAGAAACAAAUCAAAGUCCGGAGGACAGUGAUGAGCACACGGAUAGUGCUGACAAAAAGAAGAAAGCAAAUAAACAAAAAUGGCUCCCAUUAGAUAUAGAUCUAACAAAAAAUCGCAGUAAGAGAGAACGCUCUCCGAAACAUCACUCAUAUCGAGAUAAGAAUCUUGAUAGCAGAAGAAAUGAAGAUGAAAACUGGAGAGAUCGAGAUUUCGACAGAUCCAGUAACUAUAGCAAUAAUUAUCGCGGUACACGUGGCCGAGGUAACUUCCGCGGCAGAGCGAGAGGCCGUGGAAAUGCUGUGUCUCGUGGCGGAUACAGACAGAGGAAUGACUACGUAGGGUAUCCAGCUAAUUACUCCCCAGUUAUACUAACUCAGGUUAACAAAUUUGAGACUGCCGAACCCCCCUGCAUGAUACCUUACCUAGGGACAUUUUAUUAUAAUAACGGGAAUUUUAUAAAUAUGGAUACUGAGACGGUCAAAGAAACUAUUCGCAAGCAAAUUGAGUAUUAUUUUAGCGAAGAAAAUCUUCUAAGAGACUUUUAUUUAAGAAGGAAAAUGGACGCUCAUGGUUUCCUACCAAUAACUCUGAUUGCUUCUUUUCACCGCAUACAGGCCUUAACUACAGAUGUUUCUCUAGUCAUUGAGGCUAUAACUCAGUCAGACAAGCUAGAAUUGGUCAAUGGCUUCAAGGUACGCACCUUGUUUCACCCACAACAAUGGCCAAUUCUUGAUGCUGCGGGCAUGUGUUCCGACUCAUCGGACACAUCCUCGAACUCGCAGAACGACAAUAUAAUGCCUCUUUCACAGCCCGAAUUUUUCCCUGUUGCGAAACCAUUGCCGGCAAUCCCAGCGCCACCAAUACCUCGUCUUCUUAAUACUACCCCAUUGAUCAACGAUAUUCCCCGCGUUAGUGAAUCCGAUAGUGUCUCGUCGUCGAUUGGCGAGACACUUAACCCGGAUGUACCAGAAUUCGUGCCUGUUCUCAAUAAUUCUAGACUCGAAAAGACGAGUAUGAUAGUUGAAGAAGAACAAAUAGUCGAUGAGGAGCAGAAGAAAGAAAAGGAAGAGAAAGUUGUUGAUGAACAGAUCUUUUCAAAAGAAUCAAACAAUACUCUUGUUAAUGGCGAAGCUACAACAACAGAAACCUCAUGGAAAGAGGUUAAACGGAAAGUUAAACACCACACUAAAGAAAAAACUGUUAGCCAAAAAGCUAACAGUAAAGAACACGAGAAAGAAGAGUUAGAUUUCCAGUUUGACGAAGAGUUAGAUACUCCUGUUCUCACUGGACGUCAUAAUGCUUUCUCGGAAUGGUCUGAAGACGAAGACGACUAUGAAUUAUCUGACAGAGAUGUUAAUAAACUGUUGAUCGUGACACAAAGCACUUCGUCCAGAAUUCCGAAACACGAGGGCCACGAUCGCACGGGCGAUUGGACAACUCGAGUCAAAAUGUCGCAGGAUCUUGAGCAAGCUAUAAAUGAUGGUUUAUACUAUUAUGAAGAAGACCUGUGGAAGGAUGGUCGGGAAAAGUAUGGUUCAUCGUCUUCAGUUGGAAGUUACAAAACUAUCAACGUCGUCAGCCAAGAAGCCUUUGAAAAGAUGGCACCAAAGGCACCACGUAAAGCGAAUCCUGAAGUACCACCGCCACCUCCGACUUCUAUGGAGGAUGCGGAAAUUCCAGACUCUAAACAAAUGAAACAGUCAACUCAACCAGCUCAAGUGCCAGAACCGGUACCAGAGAAACGCGAUAGCAUUUCUGAAAAGAGGCGUAAACCAAAUCGAGGACAUCUCAGGGCUGUGCCCAGAUUCUUUGCCGUUGUCAAAGACGAAGCUGCGGUUGAUCCACGAACACCUCGUAAGCGCAAAACGAGACAUAGCAAUAAUCCACCAGUCGAGCACCAUGUUGGUUGGAUUAUGGAUGUCAGAGAACACAGACCCAGGACUUAUUCAACCGGAAGUAGCACGGGUACAAGUCCAAAUGAAAGUUUCUUGGCUAACAGUUAUGGUAGUGCCCCUCAGUCGCUUCCAAUCUUCCAACAUCCUAGUCAUUCAUUGUUAAAAGAAAAUGGUUUCACGCAGCAAGUCUACCAUAAAUAUCAUUCGCGAUGUCUCAAAGAGCGUAAAAGACUAGGUAUUGGACAAUCACAAGAAAUGAAUACACUCUUCCGAUUCUGGUCAUUCUUUUUGAGAGAGAACUUUAAUCGUACUAUGUACGAGGAAUUCAGAACGAUAGCUUACGAGGAUGCAUGUGAAGGAUAUCGGUAUGGACUCGAAUGUCUUUUCCGAUUUUAUAGUUACGGUUUGGAAAAGAAAUUUCGACCACAGCUCUACAAAGAUUUUCAAGUUGAAACGAUGAGAGAUUAUGAAAGUGGACAACUCUAUGGUCUGGAAAAGUUCUGGGCGUUCCUAAAGUAUUAUAAGCACGCAAAAGAUCUUGAUGUUGAUCCGAUGUUAAAAGGUUAUCUCGAGAAAUUCAAGACUAUUGAAGAUUUUAGAGUAGUUGAGCCUCAAAUAAACGAAGUCUCAAGAUCACAAGAUGCCAACAAACGUCGCAACAGAAGCGUAUCCGAAAGUGCCAGUGGUGCCGAAGUCUCACCAUGUAGCCGACAGCGACGUCUAUCCGGUGGCUCUAGCACAGUAACAUUGCCCAUCACAAAUAAUGCUAAUGCUUCGAGCUUGCAUACUCAGCACCAGCAGCAGACGCAACAGAAGCAAAAUGUAAAUCUCACACAAUAUCGUAACAGAGCAAAUUCCUUCGGCUCAGGUAGACUUGGUCACACUAAACGACCAACUACAUCUGCAAUUCAACAACAGCAACAACAGCAACAACAACCGAGAAGUCGACAUAACUCGGGCUCGUUCAUGAAACCCCAAGAAAUCGUAAAAACCGCGCAAAAGUGAAAGUAAGAUAACGAUGGACGGAACAGUGGAUCAACAUUGAAACCACUUAUCGACACACAAUAUAGUGAGUGAUAAGAAAUUUGUGUCUAUUGGGUGCGUUUACUUUGAUUUUUUGGGACAACAAAAAAUUUUCACCGAUAAUCCCGUGAAAUAAUAGUCGAAAUCAUUCAAUGCUGUGAAAAUGACAGAGACUCGCGGUGCGCUUUUAGCAAGGGGCUACUAUUCGUGGUUUUUCAUUCAAAAGUGAAUGAAUGAGUUACUUUUUAAAAUUAUUUUUACGCUUUAAUUUCUUUCGAAAGACAAAUCAAGAAAAUUUGAUAAGUAUAUCCAUGAGUACACCUGCGAUGAUAAUUUCUUUUAUCAUUUGAAACGUUCCAAUUUUACGGUAAACUUAGUCAUUGAUGCGUACUAAGAAAAAAAUUUAGCCUUCCCGUUGGAUAUAAGUACAUUGGUUUUGUCUUUGAAUUCUGUAAUGUUGUACCGUCAUAUACUAUCAGAAGAGGAAUUAUCGUUGAAAUAAGAUUUACUGAUAUUUAAAAAUAAAAAAAAUUGCAAGCAUAUUGAAAUAUCACAAGUCUAAAUUUGCAGCUAGUGCACACAGUUGAUAAAUAUCACAAAUCUUUAUUUAUGUUCUACGUAAGAAUUAUUAAUGACUAUAUUUUGUAACCGACUUAGAAUUAGAAAUGUAUAACAUCAUUAAUUCUAUUAAUUCUUAUUCUGAUAAUAUAUCUAUGCUAUGCUUAACAAAACAAAAUAACAAAUCUGCAGAGUAAUGUAUUAUAAAACAAAUCACUUUCAGCUGUUAUCAAUAUAUAAAACUUACAUUCAUAACUCCUCUUUAUGAAAAGUUUAAGAUUUGAUGAUUAGUUUUUGAAGUUUCGUACAUUUUCUCAAAAUUUUAUUUUAUAAAAGACUACAUAUUUCAACAAUGAGUUGACCAUUCUCUUAGAAAAUCUGACACGGCGACUCAAACAACAACUUUAAUAAUAUUUAUGAUUUCAUUAGUUUUAAAUAUCACUGCAAAUAUUUACUCAUUCAUCAUAAACAUCCAGUGAUAUUACUUAUUGGCUCUAUUUAUAACGAAAACAAAGUCUAGUUGAUUGCACACAGCAAAUGAUUUAACAGAUGCACUCGUCAUCAUGAUAUAUUUUUGAAGGCUUAUAUAGUUACGUUUCUUGUUUUCCUUUUUACUAAUAUUAAUAAUUAUUAGUAGUACAAACGCAUCACUACGAUGUAAAUAAUAUGAUAAAAAGCCAACUGAUAGCAUAAAUUAAAAAAAAUGAGUUUUGCGUGUUCUGUCGGCUUAAAAAAAAUUUGUUUUGAUAAUAAAAGGGCGUAACGCGUAAUACGUUUUCAAAUUAAAUCGCCAAUUCUUCACAUCUUUUUGCACUGCUAUAUAUUUAUAUCUCAAAAAUCCAUUCAGUCCUUCAAUUUUCUAAAAUGAGAGAGGAAAUCGUAAAGUCUGAAAGUUUCAGUUCACUUACUUUGCUCUUAUUUAAAAACCUAUUAUUUCUUCACGAGAUAUAUCAUUUACGAAAACUAUAAUUAGAGAUCGACCAGCAAUUCAAAAUCUAUCCAGAUACAUAUAAAAAAGUAAUUUUAUCACUCGAUCUUCAACUUGUAAGUUAAAUUUGCAAAAAGAUAUACGGAUGGAUUUUGAAUAUAUAGUUUUAAUUCUUACGAUUUUUUUCAAAAUGUAUAGCUUUGUAUAUAGAUAAAUUAUAAUUUCUAAUGAAACAUUUUGGAUAUAUAUAUAUAUUAUUAUAUUGUAUAUAUGAAAAUACAAUUUUUUCAUGAGAAUUGUAGUUAUUUGAAUUCUCUAAGAAAACAAUUUAUCUACAAAUGUAUAGCUUGUUCAACAUAACAAGAAUUUUAUAAAUAAUUUUAGUCAUUUGGAAAUAGAUAAUCUUUGUAAAAAGUUCGUACCGUUUUUAGCAAUUAAAAAUAGACAACUUGUAAUGAUUUGAAAGAAACUUUUUCAGGUUACUGAAAGUUUGUUAAUCAAAAGAGAAAUGCGCGUUACGCCCGAUUGAAGCGAGAAUGAAAGAGCGCACAGGAAAAUAAAUGUUUACGUAAAAGAUAAUCCGAAAAAAUCAACUAUCGACUUACGCACGCUCACGAGAUUGAAUAAAUGAGGAUGAAUGAGAUAUUUCUUGAGAAAGAUAUCAGUUAUCUGUACAUAAAAUAAGUUCUUAUAAAAAUAUAACGAUUGUUGAUACCGAAAGUCGUGUCGUAGUGAACGACGAAGGUUUAUUAUUAUUAUUUUUUAUUAUUAUCAUUUUUUAUUAUUAUUAUUAUUACUACUACUACACUACCACUAGUGCUACUGCUACUGCUACUAUUACUACCACUACUACUACUACUACUACCACUACUACUACUACUACUACUACUACUACUACUACUACUACUACUACUACACUACUACUACUACUACUACUACUACUACUACUACUACUACUACUACUACUACUACUACAACUACUACUACUACUGUUACUACUACUACUACUACUACUACUACUACUACUACUACUACUACUACUACUACUACUACUACUACAACUACAACUACAACUACUACUACUACUACUACUACUACAACUACAACUACAACUACUACUACUACUGUUACUACUACUACUACUACUACUCCUCUAAUAUUUUCCUUGUUUUAAAAGAGCGACGACCUAUUUUUGAUUAAGAUUUAUCACGACGAUUUACGCGAAAUGUAAGAAGUAACAGAAUGUACCAUCAGUAACAGAUGCGCGGAAUUUAAAUUUAUAUCUAAAGAAUCAAACUAUUUUUGCAGUAGAUCUACGUAGUAUUUCUAAAAAUGUAUUGAUAUUUUAAUCAUAAUGAUAAUUGGUUUUAUUUAUCCUAAUAAAUAUUAUGAAACUGGAAAAAAAUUGGUUGAAAAAUAAAAUUACGAUAUUGUAAGAAAAGUUAUUGAUUCGUGUGUCAAUUGAGUCUGAUCGUAUUAUAUCGAUUAAGAAUUUUAGUUUUGUAUUUUUAAGUGAUUAUUAUUCCAUGAGUUGAUCCAACUAUUAGAUGUAAAAUGCAUAUGAAGUAUUAAAAAUGAAAACUUUGAAAGUAGCAUAUGUAUAGACUAACAUUUUUUGUAUGAAUAUGAAUUCGUUAUAAAAUGGUUUGAUUCUUUGUUAAAAAAUUUAAGUAAGUGCAUAAUGGUUUAUAAAUCGGUUAGUAAGUAGUCAACAUUACGUCGUCUAGGACAAAGAUGAGAAUUCAUUGCACUAGAGUUCGUUCGAUGCGGCGUAUUUGAAUAUAAAAGACUCGUUUAUAAAUUGAUUUCUCUGUUUACUUUUUUACUUGCACUUUUGGCGUGAAAUCUACUUGUUUUAUUAGAUGUAUAUGAUGUAAAAUUGAUUACUAGAAAACAUUUGAAUAUAUUUUUUUUUUUCUAUUCGAAACUGUAUGGACUGUGCAUAUUAACAACGAAGGUACUCCAAGUGUUCCUCGCCGAUUUCAGUUUUUUUUGUAUAUGUUGUAAAACAUUGAAACAUAAGACACACGGUUUUUUUUUCCUGGGGAAAAGCUUUUUAGGAGGUGAGAUAACCUAUCGAAAUUUUGGUCACCAAGGGGUGGUUUAAGGAUUUUUAAUAGAAUAACUUAAUAUUUUUUAACGAAACUCAGUGGAAAAUAUAUAUUACAGAAAUGAAUGAAAAAUGUUUUUUGGCAAGAUUUGAUUUAUUUUUAAAUAUAAAUAAACUAUUUAUUUACAAAAAUUUUAUAAAAAAUAACGGUAAAAAGUUAAUUUUGAAAAAAUAUAUGUUACAUAAAUACAUAUUUCAGUUGACAUAUUUCUGUAUUUUUUCUAAAUAGAAUUUUUCAAGGGGGUAACCACCCCUCGUAUAUUUUAUCACGUAUUAGUAGAAAAUUGGGAUCUUUUUUUGAAAUAAUAGCAUAUUUCAACAAUUUUUGUUUAUUUCGGCAUAGCGAAAAUGUUCUGCACAAUUUAUCAAUCUUACACGUGUGUUGGAGGGAGUAUUGAUCCCGAAAGAAAGAAUAAGCAAAAAAUUCGUAUGGUUAGAUGCUAUUUUAAACUAUGUAUAACCAUUUCAGAAAUGUGAUUAGCAUAAGCAUUUGAUUUACGAAAGUUAACAGUGGUUAGAAAUAGUUCGGAAAAUAAGAUAAUCUUCACCAGGGUAAAGAAAAUUGCUUCAAUGAUAGCUAUAUGAAGAAUAUGAUUAACAAUAAAAUGGUAAUAUAGAUAGCUAUAAUGUAACUCAUAAGAAUAACAAAUCAAGCUAUCAAAUAAAUUUAUUGAGGUGAUACGAGAUAAUUGAUAAAAGAUACAUUAAACAAAUUUCUUAUACGUCUAGGCAGAAAUUUAUAAUAAUUUCUUGUGAAAUAAAUGUUUAUCCAUUACAAUUCAAAUUUGGAACAAUAGUGAUAAUCUCCAAAAAAGACAAUGAUAUAUAUAUGUCUGUUCAGGUAACAUAUUUUUUCAGAUUUUUUUUUCAAAAUUAACGUCUUAAACUCAUUUUUUUAAUAAAAUUUCCUAUGAAAUAAUUUGUUGUUUAUGCUUGUAAAUAGAUCAAAUUUUGUGAACUCAUUGACAUAUCCUAGCAUUAUUUGUAAUAUGGAUUUUACAGCCAGUUUGGUGGAAAAAUAUAAAGUUUUUCCGUUUAAAAUAACUAUCCCUUGAGACUCGUAACUUUGAGGGGUUAUUUCAUCCCCUAAAAAAUUUUUUUCCGUAGAUAAAAAAACACACGUGUCUUAUUUUUCAAUGUUUUACAACAUAUCAAAAAAAGACUAAAAUCGGCGAGGACACCUCAGAUACCUUCCUUGUAAGUUGUAUGACUUGAAACAUAUUCUGCUUAUAAAAGAUGGGCUUGCUAGCACAAUGCUAAAUGCACUUUUACAAAGAGCAUGAGGUCUGAGUGCCGAUAAAACAAAAAUAGUGAAAAGCGCAAGUAACUUGUUAGUAAAAAUUAGAAUAAAGAGAGAAGAAACGUAUGCAGCAAAAUGGAAGAUCUCAGCUUUGUUAUAUAUACAUGCAUACAUACACACACACACGUACGAUAAAGCUUACUUAUAUUGUUACUUAUAAAUAUAAAAUAUUAUAUAUUAAUAUACAUAUGUACUACCGGUAUAUGAUAUAUCUUAUUUUAAGGCUUAUGCUAAUUAUAGUCGGGUGGGGUUAAUAGUUGAUGACGACUACAAAAUGUAUAAAAAAAUGUUGCAUAUAUUAUAUAUAUAUAUAAUAUAUAUAAAAUGUAGAUUUCAGUUGCAUUCGUAUGUUUAAAAAAAUGAUUUUAAAAAAAGUUAAAUGAUGCUGUUAACGUAAGUGAAAUUAUUAAAUUGAAACAUAACACGACGCGAGUUCAAUCACACACUAUACUUAAACAAGAGCUACAAUCGAAAAAAAAUAAAUACUGGCGAUCCUUAUUUUGUUGUUUUUUUCAUGACACGAGAGUAAAAAACAGCAUCGAUUAGUUAUCAAUAACCAAUACAAGGCGCAUCGGACAAUUAAAAGAUAAUUUUAUUUCGAUUGAUUUACUCGGUGUUUAAAGGAAGCUCCGCUAAAUAGAAAACUGUGCAUUCUUUCGCGAUAGUGCCUUCGAUAUGAAAGGGAAUACAAGCAAACAAAACAAAGAAGUAAUUUUGUGAAACCGGUCGAUCAUGUAAACUACAUUUUUUACGAUUUUUACACGUGCCCCCUUCUAUUUGUAUGAAUGAAAAAACAAAGCCAACGAUAAACAGAGGUGAAAGAUUAGUUGGUUAUAAAUGGCGUAGUAGAUGUCAGCUUGUUUUUUCUUUCCUCGCUAAAAAUAGUGUGUUAUCAGUUCCACGAACUUGGCGAAAUAUCAUUGUCAUUGAAAUAAAAAAAAACAAAGAAAAUAGCGUCGUGAAUCGCGUUCUUUCCAACUUGUUAUGCAUUUGGUUUUCCAUCUCGACAGUGAGCUUCGGUCGAUAUUUUCGUAAUGAAAUAAAUAUGGCACCUCGAAAUAUAGGUAAACACGAUUUAGAUCUUGCUAUAGCGACGCUAUUAUAUUUGUGUAACGAGAAGUAGGUGUUUGAAAGGGUCAUUUGGUACCUGAAAGUCUUUUUCAUAUCUAUAUCUAUAUCGUGGCCAAACGAAAUUCUCUUCUAAUAUUUAAUAAUCAAAUGAAAUAAAAUAGAAAAACAACUUGAGUAAAGAAAAUCUCUGACGAUCAUUCGGCCAAAGCUUUUCUUUUAAAUACGGAAGGUUGAAUGAAGCCUUCUUGUUUUCGCAUUAUAGUGACGACGAAAUAUGCAAGGCGUACGUUUGUAGCAAACAUUUAAAGAAAAGGAGGAAAGAAACUGAUGUGAACGGUUAUGCGUCGAUAUAGGGAUGCAUACUGCAAUUUGUCAGCCAUGUAAAUAUUAUCGGUAGUUUAUAAAGAAAAAAAUAGACAAUAGGACGUAAGGAGUAAUAGUUCCAGGCGAUAAUGAAAAAAUCCAAAAAAGAUAAUGUCGAUUAUAAGCCGUGACGGCGCACCUAGCGUGUAGAGUGCUGUUGUGAUAAUGUGAUGAAUUUAUGAUACCGAUGAACUAAUGAUUUGACUGGACUUUAAUGCUCUGAUGAUGAUGAUUUGUACCAUUGCGUAUGAUUACGAAUCUUGUGUAUGUAUAUUUGGGAAAUGUAACGUUUGUGAAUAUAAAAUAAAAAACCAUAAA